AUGCCUGCUAAUGUGGUGCAUAUAUUAGGUAGGUCUUGGAGCUGUGCUCUUGGCUUUUCGUUGCAGUUGUGUUAUGAUUGGUAUUUUCUUGGUUCCUUGACUGUGCAGGUCGUGGACAAGCUGCAAGGUUCUGGUAAAUCUAAAAGAGAUGGUUGGAGGACUGAGUUGGUCAGGGAAGGAUUAGGAGUUGGAGUUAUAGAGAAUAUGAAAAAUGAGAAAAGAAAUGACGCGAUCUGGCAAGGCAAAUGUUCUGGUACAGUCUAUAUUGGAGGAAGUGAGUCUGAAGGACAUUUCUCUUUGAUAAAUGAGGCAUGUUCAAUGUUUGCACAUACCAAUCCACUGCAUCUGGAUGUGUUCCAGAGUGUUGUAAGGUUUGAAGCUGAAGUAGUUGCAAUGACAGCUGCACUGCUUGGAAGUAAAGAAAAGGCUUAUGGAGGGCAAGUGUGUGGAAACAUGACAUCAGGAGGAACUGAAAGCAUAUUAUUAGCUUUGAAGUCAUCACGUGACUAUAUGAAAUCUAAGAAGGGAAUCACGAGACCCGAAAUGAUAAUACCAGAAUCAGCCCACUCAGCAUAUGAUAAAGCUGCACAAUAUUUCAACAUCAAGUUGUGUCGUGUCCCUGUGACUAGAGAAUUUCAAGCAGAUGUCAAGGCUAUCAAACGACGUAUUAAGAAAAACACCAUAUUGAUUGUUGGAUCCGCACCCGGUUUCCCACAUGGCAUCAUUGACCCAAUUGAGGAGCUUGGCCAGUUAGCUUCUAGUUUUGGAAUUUGUUUCCAUGUUGAUCUUUGUCUUGGUGGCUUUGUGUUGCCUUUUGCUCGUAAACUUGGGUACCCUGUUCCACCUUUUGAUUUUUCUGUUGAAGGUGUAACCUCAAUAUCAGUGGAUGUACAUAAGUAUGGGUUAGCUCCGAAAGGAACAAGUGUAGUUCUAUACAGAAAUCAUGAUAUUCGGAAGCUCUUAUAUGUGUUUUUUGGGUGGCAUCUUUGUUUUUGCGGGAAACUAAACAAUUGCAUGCUGGAUAACUUCUUGGCUUCCGGAAAACAGCAUCAAUUUGUUGCUGUUACUGAGUGGUCUGGUGGACUUUAUGUGUCCCCAACCAUUGCUGGAAGCAGGCCUGGGAGUUUGAUAGCGGGGGCUUGGGCAGCAAUGAUGUCUCUAGGACUAGAAGGUUACUUGGAGAACACACGAGUGAUCAUGGAAGUAUCAAAGAGAAUACAAAAAGGAAUAAAAGAGAUUCCUGAAUUGUUUAUCAUUGGAAGGCCUGACAUGACAAUUGUGGCUUUUGGAUCCGAUGCUGUAGACAUAUUUGAAGUCAAUGACAUAUUGUCAUCUAAAGGCUGGCAUUUGAAUGCAUUGCAGAGACCCAACAGUAUACAUAUCUGUGUGACCCUUCAACAUGGACCAGUUGUAGAGGAAUUCCUGAAGGAUCUGAAGGAUUCCGUACAAACAGUAAAAGAAAAUCCAGGUCCGGUAAGUGGAGGGCUUGCUCCAAUAUAUGGUGCUGCAGGGAAGAUGCCAGACAGAGUUCUGGUUAAGGAUUUGUUGGUAGAUUUCAUGGACAGUACAUGCUAG
This is a messenger RNA of Ilex paraguariensis (yerba mate), 1575 nucleotides long. The record is from the annotation of a GenBank genome assembly. Lineage: Eukaryota; Viridiplantae; Streptophyta; Magnoliopsida; Aquifoliales; Aquifoliaceae.